GUCACGUUUCUACACGGAGGGAGUUUGGGAAUCCGCAGUGUUACCGGAAGUAGCGUCUCACUGGAGGUCACACUCAAAGCAGACCUGCAGGUGCCAGAGGAUGGCCAGGAAGAAGACUGUACGCCCCAUUGCAGAGCUGGCUCGCAAAGUCAGAGAGUACCGUGCUCUGAAAGAGCGACCCCGCGACUCGCAGAAGUAUGCCCUGGACUAUGACACCAUGACACGGCCAUACUCGGGCAGGAAGCUGCCUGUCCUGGCCUGGCAGGACGUGAAGCGUGAGAGUCGCCUGUUCUCCUUGCUGAGCGGCUUGCGGCUCUUUGGGGUUGGCCGUCUCUUCACCCGCAAGUCCUGGCUGUUGGAGCACGAUGAGCCUUGCUAUUGGAAGAUCACCAAGGUCAAGGCAGACUACACCGCCCAGAAUAUGGACCAUGGGAAAGCCUGGGGCAUCCUGACCUUCAAAGGGAAGGAGGAGAAGGAGGUGAAGGAGGUGGACAAAGUGAUGUACCACGACUGGCGCUUGGUGCCAAAACACCAGGAGGAGGAGCUCACACGCUUUGUUCCUGUAGCCGAUUCAGCACCACGCUUUGUGCCAUAUCCCCCUCUGCUUCGUGCCAUGAUCCUGGCAGAAAGACGCAAAGAGCAUCAGUCGCUAGAUAAGGAGCCUGCUAUUGACUUGCAGAAAACUGUCCCACUUAAGAAGGACUUUUUCCUGAGACUGCAGGAGGAGCAGCAGAGCAUGGGGACUUCGGUGUGAGGCAGAGCACAGAGCUGUGUGUUUGCAUUGGCUCCUACUGGAGGAGAGAAGAGGCCAGCAGUGAAACUGUACAUGUGUUCUGCAAUAUGCUGCGUCAGGAAUGAAAAUAACUUUUGUUUAUCAUCUGAUUCAGAGAAUCAUUUUUCAGAAAAUGUGUGUGUGAUAAACAUUUCCGUUUAAUAAGUAUUGGCCACGUGUUUCUGAUUUGUCAUAGACAAAUGUAUGAGUGUUUCAGGCCUAUGUCUGUGAUUAAAACGUUCCUCGUUCAAA
Paramormyrops kingsleyae is the source of this 1024-nucleotide messenger RNA. It is a transcript of the gene mrps34, whose product is annotated as mitochondrial ribosomal protein S34. Gene Ontology annotation, molecular function: structural constituent of ribosome. The record is from RefSeq and is a predicted model, not a curated record. Lineage: Eukaryota; Metazoa; Chordata; Actinopteri; Osteoglossiformes; Mormyridae. Gene Ontology annotation, cellular component: mitochondrion.